CACAAAAGUUAUUCUUUGUGUAUCCCGCCCUUUGAAAGACUACAAUUGAUUGGCGCCGGACUCCAACUCCGAUAACCGUCGGCGUUUCUAAGCCAUUGCCGGUCUAUGCCGGAGCAAGUAUAACAAAGUAUACUUCGUUGGGUUUCAAAAAUAUUAAGCUUAAGUCUCAGUAACUUUUUGUACUUCCACUUGGCUACUCUAUUUUGGCAUUUUCCACAUAAAACUAUUAUUCUUGGCUCUUGCUACUGUUGAUCUAUUUUCCAGAUCUCACUCAAUUGAGCUACGCCCUUGGUUUUUCAUCUUCUGGGUUUAAAUUUGCUGAAAAUCUUUGCUCAAUUAGAUUAGGGUAGAUAUGGAGCCUAUGACUUCAGAGAGGGAACCGGUUCAGAUUAACAAUGCACCGAGGAGACCUCGUAUUCUGCUUGCAGCAAGUGGAAGUGUGGCUGCUAUCAAGUUUGCCAGUCUAUGCCGUUCCUUUACUGAGUGGGCUGAAGUUAAAGCGGUUGCUACAAAAGCUUCUCUUCAUUUCAUAGACAAAGCUUCACUUCCAGAAGAUGUCAUUCUUUAUACUGAUGAGGAUGAAUGGUCAACUUGGACGAAGAUAGGUGACAGUGUGCUACACAUCGAGCUCCGGAGGUGGGCUGAUAUUAUGAUUAUUGCCCCUUUGUCAGCAAACACACUUGGGAAGAUUGCUGGUGGACUAUGUGAUAACUUGUUAACCUGCAUCGUACGAGCAUGGGACUACGAUAAACCCCUUUUCGUGGCACCAGCAAUGAAUACAUUGAUGUGGAAUAAUCCAUUCACAGAAAAGCACCUUAUGGUAAUUGAUGAGCUUGGGAUCUCUCUCAUACCACCAGUAUCAAAGAGACUAGCCUGUGGAGAUUACGGGAAUGGAGCAAUGGCUGAACCGUCUCUGAUCUACCAAGCUGUAAGAAUCUAUUAUGACGCACAAUUACGAUCAGGUGGCAGCAACGUGGCGAUCCACAGGUCAUGAAAUUUCAUUCAUUGGUUUGUACAAGUGAUAGAAGUUGAAAUUCAGGACCAGGAGCCCAGCUGUGUUAUUUUUCUCCUAAAUUCUUCACCUCCCUAGCUACUUUCAAUCAAGGUUCAUGUUCAUUUUAGUCGAUAAAAUGAGAUAUCACGUAACUGCUGUUACUAAUGGAUGUGAUCAUGAUCAUGAAAAAACAAAUGUGUGUAAUGGGGAAAAUUGAUGCAGCUGUUAUUUGGGUAAAAAUUGUGUGGGGUAGCCA
This is a messenger RNA of Nicotiana attenuata, 1250 nucleotides long. RefSeq names its product probable phosphopantothenoylcysteine decarboxylase. The coding region runs from base 353 to 994 and encodes 213 amino acids. Gene Ontology annotation, cellular component: phosphopantothenoylcysteine decarboxylase complex. Gene Ontology annotation, biological process: coenzyme A biosynthetic process. Gene Ontology annotation, molecular function: phosphopantothenoylcysteine decarboxylase activity; FMN binding. NCBI's taxonomy places the organism in Eukaryota, Viridiplantae, Streptophyta, Magnoliopsida, Solanales, Solanaceae. The transcript is spliced from 3 exons. The record is from RefSeq and is a predicted model, not a curated record.